CACACACACAUAUGCACACACACUAGCAGCAGCUGUAUCAGUGGGAAUUUCACACUCACACACGCACACAAACGCGCGCGCACACACUAUCAGUCUGUACCAGUGAGACUUUCACACUUACACACAUCAUCUCAACAACCAUGUCCACCCCGGGUGCAGAGGGUUCCGCAGGGAUGUCGGGGAGUAAUCGCAGAUUGCAGCAGACGCAGGCGCAGGUGGAUGAGGUGGUGGACAUCAUGAGAGUGAAUGUUGAUAAGGUCCUGGAACGAGACCAGAAGCUCACUGAGCUGGACGAUCGCGCUGAUGCCCUGCAGGCUGGCGCUUCUCAGUUUGAGACCAGUGCUGCCAAACUCAAGAGGAAGUACUGGUGGAAGAACUGCAAGAUGUGGGCCAUUUUAAUAGCCGUGAUCGUGAUCAUCAUUAUCAUCAUCAUCGUCUGGGCGACACAGUCAUAAAGAUGCAGAGAUACAGAGAGAGAAAACUGGUUAUGAUUGGAGAAAAAGAUAAGAAUAUAAAGGAGUGUCAACUUGGGAAUGAAAGAAUAAGAAAAAGAAUGAAUGUUCUUCCAAGAUGUUCUAACCUGCUGAUUUUCAAAAGCAUAUUUUGUAAACUAUUCUCAAUAGUUUUUUUUUUCUCUUAUGUUUUGUUUUUAAUGACUGUGAUUUGAAUGUGUACUGAAAUGCAUACUGUUUAACAUUUUGAAAGACACACUCACAUCUUAUAGAAACCACAGAACAAUAACUGACCUGUAGAAGAUAAAAAUGAUCCAAACCUUGUGUUAAUAUAAGAGAAAUUCUUCUCUCAGUUGAAGGCCAAAACACGUUCAUCAAAAACAAGGCAAAACUCUUUACUAACGUCACAUCUCUUAAAUUGCUUGUGGGUUCUGUAUGGAGACAGCCUUAAAUCAAAUACUUUUCACUUCGUUGCCUUUGAGUCCUUCAGUGCCAACAAGACAAAGUAUUUCCUGAACAAGCACAGAAGUGCCAUUGAAUGCCAGAAGUGCCUUUUGACAACUACACCGCCAGACUAAUCUGUCAUAAAAAUAGAGAUAUUCACUCUGAAGUACAUCUGCUUAAAAAUUAUAUUUAAGCUAUUAUGGAAUAAAUGUUUUGAAAUAAUUCCUUAAUUUAACUGCAUUAUAUUUGUAUUGCCAUAUAUAGAAAUAGUUUGCCAGGAAUGAUCUUUGCUUAAUUAAAUUUCAGUAGUACCAUCGCACAAAUUGUGAAAGGAAUAAAUUAUGUUUUCUUGCUCACAGUGCCAAAACCACAUUUUAUGUUUAUGCAAGCUUUUUGUAUGUAUACCAUUGUAUGUCUCGCAUGUAAAUUGUAAACAAGUGCAAUUCUAUGCUGUGGCCUUGUAAACUGUCAAGCCUAUUGAAUUGCCAAUGUUGGCUCAAUAAAACUUGGAUUUAACAUA
This is a messenger RNA of Myxocyprinus asiaticus (Chinese sucker), 1416 nucleotides long. Its product is annotated as vesicle-associated membrane protein 3-like. The transcript is spliced from 5 exons. The coding region runs from base 141 to 455 and encodes 104 amino acids. Gene Ontology annotation, cellular component: plasma membrane; SNARE complex. The record is from RefSeq and is a predicted model, not a curated record. Gene Ontology annotation, biological process: vesicle-mediated transport; vesicle fusion; SNARE complex assembly. NCBI's taxonomy places the organism in Eukaryota, Metazoa, Chordata, Actinopteri, Cypriniformes, Catostomidae. Gene Ontology annotation, molecular function: syntaxin-1 binding; SNAP receptor activity.